Messenger RNA from Penicillium expansum, 777 nucleotides. RefSeq lists its product as uncharacterized. The coding region runs from base 1 to 777 and encodes 258 amino acids. The record is from RefSeq and is a predicted model, not a curated record. The transcript is spliced from 2 exons. NCBI's taxonomy places the organism in Eukaryota, Fungi, Ascomycota, Eurotiomycetes, Eurotiales, Aspergillaceae.
AUGGCCAUUAAACCUGAACAAUCCAGCUGUCGCUUCUCCAAGCGAAUCUCAUUCCGAUGGCUUACAACACCCGCCGAGGAAACAACCGAUACAAUCGUGAUGUCCGUGAAGGACUGGUACGUUGAUCUGCGGAUCGAAACCGCAACAGGAAAAAUAGACUGGGCAAUUGCCGGGCAGAGGAUUGUAGAGAGCCAGGAGCCUUUGCGGGUGACUUUCUCCCAUGAGCUUGACUCUCACAAUGCAUUUGAGACCAUUGACUGUGGGACCUUUGUCCCCUUGCCAAACGGCGAUGAUCUCGAGAUGGGGUCUAUGCCUCGCCAUGACCUCCCCGGCGCACCUGACAAGGAGUAUGAGGAGGUGUGGCGGGAGUUGCCAUUCAGAGAAGGCCCCGAGGGGCCUGCGAAAGGGCUUUCAUGGGUUCUGGAGUCAGAUGAUGGAGAUCUUGGCAGUGGAGAAGGGAAUGUGACUAUCCAGAAGACUUUUAUCGGUCGCAUUUGGGGAACGUAUUUGGCAUUGCACCAGACACAGACACAUACGCGACAGAAGACUCCAUCUGGUGAGCUAGUUGUGAAGAAAUCCGGCGCUGAUGUUACUGCUAGAAGGGAAGAGUGGGAACCGGGGUGGAAGGAGAAGUAUUUGGUUGGUGAAGCUGCGGGGUCUUUGCCUUCAAUGGUGGUCGGGUUUGAUGGAGAGGGCGAGGGACCUUGGAGAGUACCAGGGGAGAAGGUACAAGUUCAAGGAAAGACGUAUAUUGUUCGAGCUUUUGAGGAAAUCUAG